Messenger RNA from Oppia nitens, 5799 nucleotides. It is a transcript of the gene Nc73EF, whose product is annotated as 2-oxoglutarate dehydrogenase complex component E1-like. Gene Ontology annotation, biological process: small GTPase-mediated signal transduction; tricarboxylic acid cycle. The transcript is spliced from 14 exons. Gene Ontology annotation, molecular function: guanyl-nucleotide exchange factor activity; oxoglutarate dehydrogenase (succinyl-transferring) activity; thiamine pyrophosphate binding. Gene Ontology annotation, cellular component: oxoglutarate dehydrogenase complex; mitochondrion. The record is from RefSeq and is a predicted model, not a curated record. NCBI's taxonomy places the organism in Eukaryota, Metazoa, Arthropoda, Arachnida, Sarcoptiformes, Oppiidae. The coding region runs from base 248 to 5779 and encodes 1843 amino acids.
GUCGAUGCCUAACAUGUGACACAUUGUCACACAUAUUAUACCUAUUAAUACAGUUUUAUACAACACUAUACUCAUUGAAUAUAUUGUUAUUUUGGGAUUCAAUGAGAGUUUAGUUUUGAUUUAUCAUUGAAAAGGACGACAAACUAAUUAAUACAACAAAACAAUUAAUUUCUAGCCAUUAAUGGCCAACAUUUGAUUGAUUUAUUAAAUUGUUGUCUUAUUAUUGUGUAUUUCAUCGAUAAAAGCCAUGCAAAGAGCCACCAAUUGUCUGAUUAAAUCUAAUUUACUUCACUGGAGUGGUAGCAACUAUGGUCUGGCGGUCAACGGUCUUACCAAUCGAUUGCCAACCGUGACCAGUGUGGCCACCGACGGCAAGAAGUAUCAGUGGCGUACGUUUACAGCUCGGGCAGCACAGGAACCCUUCCUCAAUGGUUCGUCUUCCGUAUACGUCGAAGAAAUGUACAAAUCGUGGCUUAAAGACCCACAAACUGUCCAUAAGAGUUGGGAUGCAUUCUUCAAGAGCGCUACCGCUGGCCUACAGCCAGGACUGGCCUAUCAAAGUCCGCCCUCAUUGAGUUCAAGUGGUGUCUCAUUGCCAUCAAUUGAUAUCACAUCGAGUGCUGCCAUCACUCCAAAAGCCGAUGUAUCUACUGUUGGUCACCGAGAUAUUGACGACCACUUAUCGGUUCAGGCUAUUAUACGAUCAUAUCAGAUUCGGGGCCACUAUUUCGCAAGUUUAGACCCCCUGAGCAUUAAUGUUACUAAUCUUGACAGAGAAGGCGCUUGGCUUAAGGUUCAUAAUCUCGAGGAGAAAGAUAUGGAUCGACUGUUUAAGCUGCCGUCGACAACCUUUAUUGGUGGCGGCGAAACAGUACUUCCAUUGCGAGAAAUACUAAAACGUCUGGAAGAUGUUUACUGUCAGCGUAUUGGUGUUGAAUAUAUGUUCAUCAAUAAUCUGGAACAAUGCCAAUGGAUUCGCGAAAAGUUUGAGACACCGAAAAUCAUGGAACUAAAUGUUGAAGAGAAACGAACUUUAUUGGCUCGACUGACACGUUCUCAUAAAUUUGAAGAGUUUUUGGCAAAAAAGUGGUCGUCAGAGAAACGAUUCGGUCUCGAAGGUUGUGAAGUAUUGAUACCCGCCAUGAAAGCCAUCAUUGAUUUUUCAAGUGAUGCCGGAAUUGAAAGUAUUGUUAUAGGAAUGCCUCACAGAGGAAGGCUUAACGUGUUGGCCAAUGUUUGCCGCAAACCUCUCGAACAAAUUUUUGCACAGUUUAGUAGUUUAGAACCGGCAGAUGAGGGUUCUGGAGAUGUCAAGUAUCACUUGGGUAUGUCUCAUGAAAGGCUCAAUAGAAUGACCAACAAAAACAUCAAAUUGGCAGUUGUGGCCAAUCCAUCACAUUUAGAAGCUGCCGAUCCAGUAGUACAAGGAAAGACCAGAGCCGAACAGUUCUAUCGGGGAGACUCUCAGGGAAAGAAAGUUAUGUCUAUUCUACUUCACGGUGACGCCGCUUUUGCCGGACAGGGCAUUGUUUACGAGACUUUCCAUUUGGCCGAUUUACCCGAUUACUCGACACACGGAACUAUUCACAUUGUAGUCAACAAUCAAAUAGGAUUCACAACCGAUCCUCGUGUGGCUCGUUCUUCUCCAUACUGUACAGAUGUGGCCCGUGUUGUGAAUGCACCGAUAUUUCACGUCAAUGCCGACGAUCCCGAGGCCGUGGUUUAUGUGUGUACUGUUGCCGCUGAAUGGCGCGCAAAGUUUGGAAAAGAUGUUGUCAUUGAUUUAGUUGGUUAUCGCCGUAAUGGUCACAAUGAAAUCGAUGAACCAAUGUUUACACAACCAUUGAUGUACACAAAAAUUCGCAAACAGGUCACUGCAUUGGAUCAAUACGCUCGCAAACUGGUCGAAGAAAAUACUGUUUCCGAAAGUUUUGUUGAGUCUCUUAAUGAUAAAUAUGAUGCUAUUCUGACUGAGGCCUACAAAAAUGCAGAAAAAGAGGUGAAAAUGUAUAACAAAGAUUGGUUGGAUUCUCCGUGGAGUGGUUUCUUUGGUACCCGAAAUGAACUCAAAUGUGAUCCAACCGGUGUUCACGAGGACACACUUAUGCAUAUCGGUACUGCUUUUAGCACUCCACCGCCGGGAAACUUUAAAAUACAUCCGGGAAUUAAACGUAUUUUGAAAUCACGACUUGAAAUGAUUAAUGGACGAACCGUUGACUGGGCUCUGGCAGAGGCUAUGGCUUUCGGUUCUUUACUUAAAGAGGGUAUUCAUGUACGACUCAGUGGUCAAGACGUUGAAAGAGGAACUUUCAGUCAUAGACAUCAUGUUUUACAUCACCAGACAAUUGAUAAGACAACUUAUAGACCACUUUGCCAUUUAUAUGCAGAUCAGGCACCGUAUACUGUAUGCAACAGUUCAUUGUCUGAAUACGGAGUUCUUGGCUUUGAAUUAGGAUUUUCGAUGACAAACCCAAACGCAUUAGUCAUAUGGGAGGCACAGUUUGGCGACUUUUUCAAUACGGCUCAGUGUAUAGUCGAUCAGUUUAUAAGUAGCGGUCAGGCAAAAUGGGUCCGACAAAGUGGACUUGUUUUAUUGCUACCGCACGGCAUGGAAGGUAUGGGUCCCGAACAUUCUAGUGGUAGACCCGAACGGUUUCUUCAAUUGACAAACUCCGAGUGCGAUGAGUUUCCGCAAAUUGAUGAAAACUUUACAAUGAGACAAUUGCAUGACAUCAAUAUGAUUGUCGCCAACUGCAGUACACCCGCCAGUUAUUUCCAUACAUUGCGCCGACAAAUAAUACUUCCCUUUAGAAAACCUCUUAUAUUGUUUACACCGAAAUCGCUUCUUCGACAUCCAGAAGCAAAAUCUAGUUUUGAUGAGAUGAAUGACGGAACGACAUUCCGGGAAGUGAUUUCCGACUCGGGUCCGGCCGCACAAAAUCCACAAAAUGUUAAACGAUUAGUAUUUUGCAGCGGAAAGACAUAUUAUGAUCUAAUAAAAGAAAGAACAGCUAAAGGUUUGAACAGUGAAGUAGCCAUUUCACGUGUUGAACAAUUGGCUCCUUUUCCGUUUGAUUUGGUUCGCGACGAGAUUCUUAAGUACCCGAAUGCCGACCUCUUGUGGUCUCAAGAAGAACACAAGAAUCAGGGCUAUUGGGCUUUCAUUCAGCCACACUUUGACUGUGUCUUACGGCAUAUGAAUCUUACUGAUAAAAAAUUAAAGUAUGCGGGUAGACCUAUCUCCUCUUCGACGGCAACCGGAAGCAAACAUCUCCAUAAAAAAGAGUUCACAAAUCAUAUGAAUAGCACUUUUGAAUUGUAUUUUUAUGAAAAAAUGGUAAAAAAGUUGAGUAAAUCUCUUCGAAAACUAAUCAUUAAGAAAGAUAAAAAUGAUUUCAAUACAGAAUCACCAGUUAUUCAGAUUAAUAGCGAACCCAUAGUUUGUAAUACCGGUGCAAUUGAAUCAUCGGAAACACCGAUUUCAAGUACAAGUAUUAAUCAAUAUUUGAUUCAAUCAAAUCUUAGUCAAACUGAUUCAAACAGUUCAGACACCAGUUCAUCAACAACUUCAUUGCCGAGUAAUUAUGUCCACAAAGUGAUUACUAAUGAAUCAAAAGGUGAUAAAAAAUCAUCAAAAAAUCAACUCAAAGAAGAAGGAGUCAAUAGUAUUGCAGAGUUGAUCGUCUAUUUGCAUUCAGACAAACAAUUAGUGAAGAAUAAGUUACAAACUGAUAGAAAAGAGAUCCAUUUAUUACAGACACACGAAGAUGCUGUCGAUUUGGAUAAAUUUUUUACCGAAAAGAAAUCCAAAGUCAAAGACAAGUUGUGGCGAACACCAUAUUUUUGGACGAAACGAACUGACAAGAAGAUUGUCGAUCCUUCUGUCAAUGGAUUACAUUUAGUAAACAGAUUUGGCAAAGAAGUUGAUGACGGAUGUAAUGUAUCGUUAAAUCUUGCGUCAAAAGGUAGAGGCUUUGGUAAUGUUUUUCAGCGAACUCUUGAAUGGAAUGACAUUAUUGACGAAGCGGAUCAAGUAUUGAGAGGAUUUGAAGAUUUAAAAAAAUCAAACACACGAUCAGCGAGAAGAGGUUCACUACUUCAACCGAGAUUCAUAUUUUUGAGUCCACACCCGGAGGUGACGUACGAAAGAGUACUUCAAAGCGCUAAUUGUUUGCCACUUAGAAGUUGGACUUCGGAAUUAUUUCUCGAAUCCAAAGAAAGCUCCCAAUUGUUAGACUCGGAGACUAAACGUCAUCUGAAAUGGAAUCUAUCGGUUGAAGAUUUUCGUCAUUUGUUGUCACCAGAGUUAAGUCACUUCGGCAAUGAUGUCUACUCUCUGAUGAUUCAGGCGCGCCGUAGACAGAGUCUGUGUCCACCAAAACUCGAUACUCAACCGAUACCUUUCAGACGAAACAGUUUUCGCGGCGGAGGAGAACUGUGGACACCAAUGGAUAAAAGUAAACACAAGAAGAAGGAUUACGAACAUAAAAUGAAAGUUCUUUCGCGACAGAGUUCAACAACUAGUCUUCAUUUAUCUUCACCGGACUCUCUGCCGAUGACACAGACCAGCAAUUUCUUAAUUGUUCCCAAUUCUAAUGAUUCCUCGUCUUUCAAAAAAAACUAUACACAAUCUGAACCUAAAAUAAGUAGCAAAUCUAUGCCAAAGCAACAGACGAUCAAUUUUACAUCGCUUGAAGACUAUUGUCCACAGAUUGUGGCCAAUGAAUUGACAUUAAUAUCAAAGAAUUUAUUUUUAGCGCUAAAAAGUUCAGAAAUUAUUACUAUUUUGAUUCGUCCCAACUCUAUAAAUCUUGAUAACUGUUGUAAUAUAUCAGCACUUUUGGGAUUUCAAAAACGAAUCAUUCAAUUGAUAUCAAGUUAUAUAUUACAAGAAUUAGAUGUCAUAAUAUGUGCCAAAAGAAUUGCUUACUUUAUUGAGGUGGCUAAAGAGUUAAAGACACUGCAAAACUGGCAUUCAAUGAAUUCAAUUAUUCUGGGCCUUCAAAGUCCGCCCAUUGCAAGACUGCGUCAAAGUUGGCAAUUGGUGUCAAACGACUUUUCUGACGCUUACUGUGAGUUCAUUGAGAUAUCCGAACAGAUCAACAAAGAUGUUGGUCUUCUUGAUUAUACCGGACCAUCGAUACCAUUGUUCAACGAUUUUAUGGAUGACUUGAAAGAUAGAUGUGGUGCCAAAUACUUAGAGAUUAAGACACAUCGGUUGCGAAGUCAUUGGUCUCAAAAGGAAACACUAGCUCUUUGGGUGGACAAACAGAUUGUGGACCUGAUAUCAGUGGUCAACGAGAAAAAGGAAAUACAGAAAAAAGUUGAUAAUAUCCGCAAAACAAGUAAUGAUAAUCAUAGCAAAAGUUCAAUAAUGAAAAAGUUGAAGAAUUUUAAAACUAAAAAUAGUGUCAAUAGUUCAGAAUAUUCUGAUUCUUUGAGUAACUGUGGCUCCGAUAGUCGUACCGAUUCGGUCACAUCCAUCAAUAGCGAACGGUUACGGUUGAAAAUGUUAGCUCAAAAUCAUACGAUGCCAUCGUAUAAAAACAUUUGGUCCGUCGCUGACGUACAUAAACUCAGAGAAUUAGACGAGAAAGUCAUACUCGAAGAAAUUGCCAGAGGAUUGGUAUGCUAUCAGAGAAACGCUAAUCUUUAUUACUUGAAUGAUAGCAAUCGUAAAGUCAGAGAUUUCCUAUUAAUGCACUCAUACGACGAACUGGACAACUGUUUAAAGAAAUCAUAUUCAAUUGAAAAACCAAAGCAAUCAUCAAAAUAUUAAUUAAAUAAUAAUAAUAACUA